UCCCGGAAGCGGUGAGCGACGGGUAGUGCCGAGGGCCAGAAAGGCCGGCGGGCAGCGGGGUGUGCCGUGUUGUGGGACCGCGAUGGAGGACGAUGCGCCCGUGAUUUACGGGCUGGAGUUCCAGGCACGAGCUUUAACACCUCAGACAGCCGAAACAGAUGCAAUAAGAUUUUUGGUUGGAACACAGUCUCUUAGAUAUGAUAAUCAGAUUCACAUCAUAGAUUUUGAUGAUGAAAAUAACAUUAUAAACAAAAACGUUCUCCUUCAUCAAGUGGGUGAAAUUUGGCACAUUAGUACCAGUCCUGCAGAUAAAGGUGUACUAGCAACCUGCUAUAAUAAAACUUCAGACAGUAAAGUCAUGACAUGUGCUGCUGUUUGGAGGAUGCCGAAGGAAUUGGAAUCAGGCAGUCAUGAAUCCCCUGAUGAUUCAUCAAGCAACACUCAAACCCUGGAGCUACUCUGUCACCUUGACAACACAGCCCAUGGCAAUAUGGCCUGUGUUAUGUGGGAACCAAUGGGAGACGGUAAAAAGAUUAUUUCUCUGGCUGAUAAUAACAUAUUAUUGUGGGAUUUGCAAGAAAGUUCAGCCAAAGCUGUGCUCUCUAGUUCUACAGCCUUGGAAGGGAAAGGACAAUUAAAAUUUACUUCUGGAAGAUGGAGUCCACACCAUAAUUGUACACAGAUUGCAACAGCCAAUGAUACCACUGUUCGAGGAUGGGAUACACGAAGCAUGAGACAGAUAUAUUGCAUAGAAAAUGCACACGGACAGCUGGUACGAGACCUAGACUUUAAUCCCAAUAAACAGUACUACCUGGCUAGCUGUGGAGAUGACUGCAAGGUGAAAUUCUGGGACACAAGAAAUGUCACUGAACCAGUGAAGACACUAGAGGAGCAUUCCCACUGGGUCUGGAAUGUCAGAUACAAUCAUUCUCAUGAUCAGCUGAUCCUUACAGGAAGCAGUGACAGCAGAGUUAUUCUGUCUAAUAUGGUAUCAAUUUCUUCUGAACCAUUUGGGCAUAUGGUAGAUGAUGACGAACUAAGUGACCAAGAGGACCAGCAUCAAGAAGAGAAGAUUUUUGUAUACCGGCCUUUCUGGAUUAAAGAGCCCCUUCAGGACAGUGUAAUAGCUACCUAUGAAGAACAUGAAGAUAGCGUAUAUGCAGUUGAAUGGUCCUCAGCAGACCCGUGGCUAUUUGCCUCUUUAAGUUAUGAUGGGAGACUUGUUAUUAACAGGGUUCCCAGAGCUCUUAAAUAUCACAUACUGUUAUAAUUUGUUUGGAUUAUGGUGGAGUUGUUAUCUUGAUGUACACAAUUGAAUCCCAGUAUUAUUUCUGGAAACUAUCUUGUUGCAAAACACUUCUUGGCAGUAAGACUGUGGAGGCAAGCAGAUUUCUGUACAGCAAGGAGUCCAUCACCGCUUCAGAAAUUCAAAUCAUGGUCUAACUGAUCUCACAGCACUGGGUUGUUUCAAUGUCUUAUAGAGAAUGCUGUUUAUACAGUCACAUAUCAGCAUUGGUAAGCAUAUAAUUGUUGUUUUCGAACAAACACCUCUUAAUGAUUUUUUUUCGUUCUUUGCAUACUGUGUCCAGGUAAGAAGCUUUAAUAGGUCUUGGUUUUUAAGAAGUGAGUUAUGGUAUUCCUUAAAAAUGUCACGUUUUCAAUGUUGCCAUCUAAAAACUUGUUUUAUUCCAGAUUUGGUGCUGAAAAUCUUUUCUUUGUCACCAAUUUAAUAUAUGUGUCUGGUAUGAAAUUACAAAAAUGCUUGAGACGUGGUAUUUUAUUCCACAGAAAGUGAAUUAUUGAAGGAGAAAGGAAUUUAUAAUAUUUUUUAAAAGGUUUUGAGCAUGAUCUAAGUGAAACUGACCAAAGUCAAUACAAAUCUUGGCCAUUUAAUGAGAAGCUUGAAAUAACAAUCUGUUUCACUUGAGCUAAAGAUGGUGCUAAGUUCAAAUUAAAAAAAAAAAAAGAAAAAAAACCCCACAAAACUGAAAACCACCACCAGACACCAAAAAGUAAAACCUCUCAGUAAUGAGCUGGACUUUGCCUGUGAUGUCAGCACUAAAAUUAGCCUGACCUGUACUGAAGCCCAUGACAUUAAAAAACUGCUUGUCAACAUUAGAAUUAAUGAAGAACUUGUCAAGUCUACCCAUGCCAUGCAAUACAUUUGCUCUAGACCAAUUCUCCUUACUUCAUACCUUUUUAUUUCACAAAGGUGAGUGGAACUAAGAAGCAGUAUGAGUGGAAAUAAGAAGCCAUAUUACCUGGAUUAUGAUCAACACUAGUAUUAGUUGAAAACAGUGCUUUGUAAAGAAAGAAUUAAGCAGCCUGACCAAUGUAUUUUCCAACUGACAGCAGAAAGCAUUAAUUCUGUAUUUGCCUCUUCAUUUGGAAUUCCCAAAUCUUAUAGUAUUUGAGACUGAAAUUCUGCAUCUUGUUUAAGAUAGCCUUGAACAGUAUUGUCUGACUAUAGUCUGACAUGGUAAGACACCAUGAGGUAGGUAUGCCUUUGACAUAACUGAAGCAGUGAGAAGUAGGUAAUGAUAAUUGCUAAGAUCAGUCAGUAUUUGGAUACAAGCUCAUAGUGCUAUAGAGCUGCCAUUUGGCUUCACAGAGGACAUCAAGGGUUUUUUUGCUUUUUCUAGGGGAUAUGAAGAAAGUGCUUAGAACGUUGUUGUGGUGCCUGUGGUAUGAAUGCCAUUCUGAGGCUGUGAAGCCAUGGAUACUCUCCAGAACAAUUUGCACAUUGCUUCUGCUCAUUCCACCUGCCACUCUGGUCAGUGAGGAGCUAGCGAAGUGAGAAGAAAAUGAUACCCAGAGAUUUGGAGAAAAAGACAAAGAAGAAGAAAAAGUAAAAGGAAGACUGGCAAAUACAGAGUGAAAAAUGAAUUGAAAAAGGCAAGAUCAGGGAAAGAUCAGUUUGGAAAACAGAAAUAGGAAAGAUGGAAGAAAUUGGCAGUAAAUGAAGUAAAGAAAAAGAUACAGGGGUAAGGACUUAAAAAAAAAAAAAGACUGUUUAUUCACUUGUUUUGGCUAUGAUAUUAAAGGUCCUUAAAAUUCUUCCAUGUUAAUCUCCCCAUGUUAACUGAUUUAAGUGCUGGAGAAUUCCUAUUUUAUAUUGCAGCAUUUUAAUUCUGAUAUUGGAGAUGGUUCAUGCAGAAUAGUUGCUGUCACAUUCUUGUUGAUGCAUAAGUUAUUAGUCCAAACUUGCAGGUUUUAAGGGGUUAGGAUUUUUAGCUGGUCAUUAUUCUUUUCAGUGAUCAGGUUGCAACUGCACGUGUGAGCAGUUGUAGUCCAUUUCAGUGCAAAGUGAGCAUAUUGGAUAAUCAACCUGAGCAGUGUUCUGAGAGGCAGGAAGAAAAUUUCAAGUGGGCUGUUUCUUGAGUCACACUAACUAGGUCUGCAAAAGCAUGUCUUUGAUAGACACUGCUUAUCUCCCUGUUUAUGACUUUAGGGGAGUGUCCUAGUGAGAACAAGUCAAGAUAUUAGAUGUGAUUAAUAAAGUAUCUGAGGUGCAUCCUCCCUUCCACACUGACUUACCUUACAGCAAAAGUAUUUUGAGCCGUUCUUGAGAAAAUCCCUCCUGUUUUGAUGCUACAGCUUUUGAUGCUACAGCGGCCCCAACUUCAUAAAGUAGUUUUAGUGCUCCAGCACAGAAGAUGGCUUUGGGGAGAAAGAGAUGAAUGAGUCUUACUAAUUCCAGGAGCCAAAUUCCCAGUGUGGAGACGCAUGGCAAAUAUGUGGGUUGCUGUUGCCCUGGAGCUAUAGCAACAGCUGCCAAGCAGCUGGGCUGAGCAGGGAAGACCUCUAAUGUACCUUCUCAGCAAAUUGUCCAUUUAUUCUGAUGCUGGCCCAAGUUCAGGAUUUUGGCAGAAGAAACUAUGGAAAAGCUUUUAAACAGAAUGAAUUUAGAAGAGUAUGGGAAACCUUGGAAAACCCAAAGAUACCACGUACUAAUCGGUAAGUCUAGAUGAGCUGAAUCCUGGGGCGGUAAAAGACUUGGCAGACAAAUUCUCUGAACCACUGCCAGUUUCUAAAAAUUUGCAGAGGACUGAGAAGUCAAGACAGACUGGAAAAUAGUAGAAAUGGUAUUGAUAUUUGGAGCUACGUGGAACAGCAGUGCAUGGAGUUGGAUAAGGAAAUGUGAGGAAACUUUAGCCAAGUUAUGAAUGUUUUAUUUGGGUUUUUUUAAUUAGAUUUUUUUUUUAUAAACACCAGUCAAAAUACUAACAAAUAUCAGAAAUGAUGUGACUGCAUCCAUGCAACAAAGUGUGGAUUGUCCAUUGUGUUACACAGAAUAGCCAGAAUUAGGAUCCGAACAUUUGUAUGAUUUCCCUUACACCUCUCUGUUUUCCAAAGAGGGUGCAUAGAAUGUAGUAUAUAAAGGUAAAUUUAACUUGUCUUCAAAUACACAUGAAGAAAAAAACCCUCACAUAUUCUCUUAGUUUUUCAUCAUGGGGAAAGAGUUUCUGCUAAAGAAAGUAAUGAACCAUCUUUUUGACUCUAUGCCUGGAAAGUAGGGGAUGGGGAAAAUACCUGGAACUUGAUUUUGCAGAGAUUGUGAACAAGAAUGAUCUGUUUUCCAGCAUGUAGUUUGUGGGGUAAAACACUCAUUUGAGUACUUCCAGCCAUUUCUCAGUAUACACAUAUCAAUAUUUUGAGCAGAAGUUACCUAUCUAAAACUGCUUCUAAAAAAAGGAUUAUGCUACUCAGGAUAAUGAUAUACCAGCACAAACAGGAAAGCAUCUUCUUAAAAUUAAGAAUGUUUCCUUAUCGUCGGGAGAGUGGCUGUGUAACACAUUUAUUUGCAACUACAAAAGGGUUAGCCUUGGGUGCAUACAUGUCUGCUGAUAGCAGCUCGUUGGUAGAUGGAGCCAUAGAUACUUUGAUGCUGUUGCGCUUUUUUUCUAUAAGUCAACCUGGGUAAAAUGGGAGAAACCUUGUAAAUAUAUUAUUAUUACUGGAAAGCCUAUUAGAAAAAGCACAAAUGAAAGCUUCAUCACAAUGGGAGCUGUUUAAUCCUUUGCAAAGCAAGUACCAGAGAGCUUCAACAACUGUUCUGACCAUCCUGUCAGUUGUGAGUGACGGUUACUUGGAUGUGGUUUCCUAGAUAGAUGCAUAUUUCUGAUCUGUGUUCUAAUCAUCUGUUUUCAGUGUUAAUACUAUUUGAAUAUCUUCAAUCUUUUGUUUGAAUGAUUUGGAUAAAUGCUGUACAAUUUUCUGUUGCAGUUCACAGGCAAUUCUUGCAAGACAGAAGGAAAAGCUGCUUUUGUUUUUAAGUCUUCAUGCUGCUGUAUUGGGAGGUAUUCUGGUUUCUGUUCCUGUGUCCUAUACCUCAAGGCUCAAAUCACAAUUUAAAUUCUACAGGUUUUGGACUGGUCAUUGCUGAGGGCUGAGAAGAGCUACGGAUGAAGGCUGAGCAUGACCGACGUGUUCAUAUUCAUCAGAAAACGGAGUCAGCUGGAGAGAAUGAGGGAGUAAUUGUCACAGUGCUCCCUCCCUCACUGCUUGCACAGAAAGACAUAGGCUGCAGGGAGGAAGCUACCUGAGGUUAUUAAGAUUAAUACUGCUAGAAAUUCCAAUCAACUCACACAAGGCUGCUCCUCAAGGCUGUCAGAUGCCUACUGCCUUCUCUGAUUCAGGCGGGGCCACAUAAAUUUCAAAUUUCCCAACAGAGAUUGCUAUGAUUUAUGAGUUUAGGAGGCUGAUAAAUGUGGUUAGUUGAAGUGUUCAUGAAAUAAUUGAAUCAGAAUAAUUUCAGUCAGCUGUGCUCAAUUUAGUUUCUCCGAUAACCACAGGAGGGUGCAAUUUUGGAUUGGGAGCUUCAUCUCAAGGAUUCCUGUCACAGGAAAGACAUUGUGGAACCUGGAAUAAGAGCAACUUAAUUUUGCUGCCAGGCCUGUAUGACAGCCUUAUGAGCUGACUUAAGACCCAUCAGAAUUGGAGAGUAAGUACCUUGAGCUCUUCUGGUAUUGCCCAUGACAGAGGCUGAGUCAGUUCUGGUUUAUGCAUUGUGGGAUAAUGUCUGCUGGGAAGGAUAAUGAGAGUUUUACUACUUAGUGUUUGAAAACCACUUUGCUGUUCAGUUGGGAGGGCGUUGUUCUGUACACUUGUUAGUAGCAAAUUAUUUUCAGAUGACAAGUUUUAUGAACAUUUCACUUCUGGGUUUUGUGAAUUUUUCUGGAGUGGUGAUCAGAAUCAGUUCUGUCCUUGCAGUGAAGGGAACACCCAUGCACCACUGAAGAGUGUUAUAUGAAACUUUUAAAAACAAAUUUGUCCCUACGAGUUUAUCAUUUGUCUGCUGUAACUGUCCCACAUAGCCGAAAAACAAUGAUGUUUUGGGUGGAUUGUCCUAGAAAGAGUACUGGAUGUAAAGGGUGCUGUAAAACAGGAAGGUGAGCAGGUUACAGUGUUGUGAUGACUGGCUGUGAUCAGUAGAGAAUGGGAAUGCCAAGCAAGCAGAGCUAGGGAGCAUGUGUGUUGCAGACAAAUAUCUUCCUGUUGUCAUGAACAAGACAUUUAUAAUAACCUGAGAGCUGAAAGCAGGGGAGGGUAUGUGGGAAAAGGCAGUGGUUUGUGUCUGUGUCUGUGUUAGUCAGUUCAGGUAUCUUUUGAAAUGUGCAAAGAGACUGCAAGCAGGAUACAGGCAAAAAUUUAACAGGCUACUGGGUCUAGCACUAGUGUAUUCCCCAUGUCUGGUGAGACACCUGAAGUGAAUUUUGCUGGCCAGGAAGGUGUCGGUAGACUGGGGAAGGGUUGUCCUCUGUGCAGCUUAGAACCGAGUUGUAGAGUUGCCAUAUUCUAGCUCCAUUUAUCCCAUUAGGAUUUUAUACCUUUGCAUUUUGGUAUCUUUUCCCUAUUGAAUCCUUGAGCUGCUAAUGUUUCCCACCGCAACAGUAUUAUCUCUGUUUGCAAUUUUAUGUUUAUCGUGUGUGGCUUUUCCCCAUAGACUUUCAGACAGCCUUUUCUCACAACUCAUCAGCUUUCUCAGAAGUCCUAACCAUAGCUGGGCAGUAUGCCAUAGAUGACAAAGGGUUGCUGAGAGAGCAGCUUUCCCAAGAGUCCUCAUCUGUGUAAGAUAAAAAUGGGCAGGUUUAUUCUAUGGUGAGCCAGGAAUGUAGGCUGCUGCUAGAGAUACAUGUUAACCCAGCUGGUUUGUAUCAGGAUGGAUAUACCAACUAUCAUAUGACAUAACUUGGCCUGCAUAUGAACUGUUUUCUGGUCACCCAUGGCUGAAAAGCUAUGGGGUAGGUCCUUUCACCAUGUGGUGAAGAACAGCCCUACACUUGCACAGGGAGAAAUAUGUUUCUCUCUGAGCUGUUAUUCUCAAAGUUCCCUUGCCUUGGAGCUCAAACAUUUUAGGAUUUUUCAUAAACUUAAAGUUUAUUUUCAUUUUUUUAUUCUGUCCAUGAGCUUCAGUUUGGGGGAGGGGGUGUCAGAAUAUGGGGGAACCAGUAAGACUUGAGGGUGAGGUAUUCUGACUGCAUAAAAAGAUUUAUGACCCUAAUGUAAAGUGGUACAUGCUUUAGAGCCCAUUAUGGCAAUCUGUGUGGUGGGCUAGAUCAGACUUAGGUGUUUCAAACACAUCAAGUAUUGAAGAAGAAGCUGGUGCACUCAGUUUGUAUUCAAAAAUAAGUGAUAUUCUGAAUAAUGAAGUUUUGCUAAAAUUCAGCUACCCAAGUUUGGUGACUUUUCUCUGAGUACAUGUUAAUUCCUGGAAUUAAUUCAUGAUGGUUCUUUUGUCUCUAAUGGUGGUUCCUUUUGUCUCCACAUAAUUUGGUACCAUCCCUACCUGCUGUAACUUAUUUCUGUAGAUCGUAUAAACAUCUGUUUUCUACAGUUCAAAGAAUGUCCUGUGGGGUGCAGGAUCUCUUAGUGACAUGUGCUCAGUAUUGUGCACUGUCCUAUCCAGGAAUACAGUAGAAGUAAGUUAAGAGAAAAACGUUUGCUAAGGUUUUACCUACUUCCUAACUGCUGAGCAGUGAAAAAGGGAAGAUGCUUCAAUGAAUAACUCUUACUGAAUCUCCUUGCUGAGGUGUCCUUGCCAUGCUGUGGCAGAGAAGGGUGGGGAGGACAUUGUGAAAAAUCUGCUGCUUCAUCGAGAUGUGGAUAUAAACCACAGAACGUUUUCCAAAUCAAAUUUGGACUUGGGGCUUAGCAUAAAAUCAGGGCACAAAAUAACUACACUGUGCAGAAAAUGUUAAUAGAAGAAGCCAGGAUUACAGUAAUGCAUUCUGUGUGGUCUUUGGUGAGUAGAGAACAGCAGAAGGGCAUGUGGCAGGACUGUCUCACUUGUGUUUUUGCUUCUACUGCUGUGAAAAGCAUUUUCAAUACUUGCAUAAUUUAGAGCAUGACAUUACGAUUUUCAAAGCUUCAAAUUGGAGUAAAGCAUUUACAUAAUCUAAUUAAAUCAUGUAAAUGUUUUAUGAUAAUAUUCAAGUAAGUGCAAAACUUGUUCCGCAGAUGCAUCCCAUUCUUAGGCCAUUGGGGAAACCCAAUUUACGCAUGCAGAUGUAUGUUUCUAACCCUGCAUGCUCUGGGAGGUCAACAGGGUACUUACUGAACGCUCUGUUCUUAGUAUAACCUCUGAAGCCUGCUUCGCAGAGCAUCAUCUUUCCAAGAAGCUUGAAGGUAAGCUGGUACCAGAGGGAAAGGCAAAGCAGAUUUAAAAGGCUACUUGCAACCUCUUAUAAUUUGAACGAAAGCGAUGCUACUGCAGUAUGUAAUAAAUUGCUUCCAUUUCAGUGAACAUUAAAAUAAUCCCAUGGUGACCCUCUUAGCAGCAGUCCUGCCACAUGUAGUAUCAGAUCUCACAAAGCAUGCAUCGUACUUGGAUGGGAAGCUACCAGGGGAAGCCCCACAAAUCCUCCUGAUGACUGUUGGGUUUGUUUUUGCCUCUGGCUGCACUAGCUCACAAAAUAUUGGAAGCACUUGGCCAGCAUCCGUGAUGAGAGAUGCUGUCUUGUAGUGAGAUCAUUUAAAUAAUUUUUUUUAUCAGCACAUUCUCACUAAGCCAUCCCCAACAGUAGUUCUUAGUGAAUCCUAUCUUUGCUAGGCCAUACUACUGCAAUAAGCAAGUGAAUUGAAUCCUAAUUUUCUAAAUGUAGCCAAGCUAAUGCUAAGCUAGUACUAAUGAGAUUCUUUUAGGAAGUACAGCACUGCUUUGCUAAAGUGAAUUUGUGUAACUGGCAGACGUAGGUUCUUCCAAGACCAGGUCCCUGUCUGCUUUAAAUAGGCUCCUUGCAUUGACUUCUAUUAGUGCCAUACUGAUUUACUCUAACUGAUGACAGAAAUGUGUGUGUAUACACUUCCAGGUGUUCUGUGCUUUCACAGUAAUUAUAAUGGUUAGGAAGCACUUGGACAUUACCUGUGCCAGGCUGUUGAUGAAGCCCUUGUGCUGUUAGAAACAUAGGACUGACUGCACACAUGGUGUUGACCUGGUUUGUGCAUACACUGUGACUGUGGUGAGCCCAGCAGCUCUGAUUUUUAUCUGAAAAUAUGGAUGUUUUAAGGGACGCCUGGAUCUAACAUACAUCUAAAUCUGGGGAUUCUAUUAUUUACUUUCACAGUACAUAAUAAUAUCCAAAGUUUGUAAAUUAGUUUGGAGCUCAGUGAUAUAGAAAGCUCUGAAUAUGUGAAAGUCAUUGCUAAAGUAGCUCACAGAAAGGUGAAAUAUAUCAGUAGUGAAUUAAGUCUUCGCUAAUUAGACAUAGAAAUCUAAUUACUUUGCAAAUUUUUCAUCUAAUUUUUAAGGGAGUAAAGCUAGUGUAAAUUUAAAAUGGAAGCCGAGAUGUUCAGCACGUAGUGUUAACUGCCAAGGAGAACAACACAGUGACCUUAUUUGCAGCUGCACAUGCAUCAUGUGUAGGAAUGCCUGUCAUAGCCAUAAUGAUUUAACGUCAGGGCAGGCCUAUAUUUCUUGGUUCUUCCUCCGCAGUGUAGGCAGUUUCCUUUAUAGGUGGAAUGGGAAGCUGUAGGUGUUUCUGGUGAAAAAUUGUAAUGCUAGAGAGGUGCCCUUUACUACAAAUCCAGCACUGUUUGCUUUAGUUCACCUCCUGAAAAAGAAUUUGCAAAGUCAUAGCCUGGGGAAUGAAGUCACAGGUGGGUGAAAUUUAAGUUUUGGCAUGGUUGGAUUCCGCUUUUUUGGAUUACUUAGCUGUUGAUUAUACAAUGUUUAAGCAUAGUAGGUGACAUUGGGGAAGUUUAAAGCUGUUGAAUGUUUUUUAAGGUGCAAAGACUAUUUCAUUGCAGAAAAGAAUGCUUUUAGUUUAGAACCUGCAAUAGUUUGGCCAUAGUAGAUACUUUACAUUUAGACAUGAAAGUUCAUAGAGCUAAGUUUAACUCCAAACACUAAGACAUUUACUUUAGUUCAGCUAUUCAUUAUUAAAACAUUUUGUAAGAGUACAGGUAUUAACUGCCACUAAAUAUCCUGUGUGAACUGCUGUUAAUAGCUCCAUGAUAAAAUCCCUUUCAAUUACCUUUCAAUACUAUAUUGACUUUGAGCCUGAUAUAUCACCUAUUUAAACUCUACUAAAGGAUCUCAGGUGGCAAUCUUUAAAAAUGUGUGGGCACUUAUGUGUCAGGCUUUGUAAGCACACGAUCCACAAGCAUCUGUGGUCAUGGGAUCACUUCUGAAGUCCACAACUGCUCUGUUAAACUAUUCAUGGUUUGUAUUCCUGUCACUGCUCACCUCAGGCAUCCACACUUCAACAGGAGGCAGAGCAUUUAAGUCAGCUUUUUUAAUUGCUAAAAAUCAUAAUUUAGGUUGCAGAUUGGUGGUGUUAGUAAAUUUUUGUUUCCAAAUUAUUGUAAUUUUUGAGAAGAAUUUGAUCUGAAAAAUUUGGGAGAAGGUAGACUAAAUGGAAGAACAGCUAAGACAAACUUUAAUCCUUUCUACACACAUACAGAAAACUUUUUCAACCUUAGCAAUAUCCCCAGAUGUAUAUUAACUAUCUCUGCAACUAUGAGAUGCAGCUCAUAAAACAGAAUUAUUUUAAGAGAAAUAAA
This is a messenger RNA of Harpia harpyja (harpy eagle), 11004 nucleotides long. It is a transcript of the gene EIPR1, whose product is annotated as EARP complex and GARP complex interacting protein 1. NCBI's taxonomy places the organism in Eukaryota, Metazoa, Chordata, Aves, Accipitriformes, Accipitridae. Bases 83 to 1270 code for a protein of 395 amino acids. Gene Ontology annotation, biological process: protein ubiquitination. Gene Ontology annotation, molecular function: protein binding. The record is from RefSeq and is a predicted model, not a curated record. The transcript has 11 exons.